Messenger RNA from Trifolium pratense (red clover), 2030 nucleotides. Its product is annotated as auxin efflux carrier component 6. Gene Ontology annotation, molecular function: auxin efflux transmembrane transporter activity. The record is from RefSeq and is a predicted model, not a curated record. The transcript is spliced from 7 exons. The coding region runs from base 98 to 1693 and encodes 531 amino acids. Gene Ontology annotation, biological process: auxin polar transport; auxin export across the plasma membrane. Gene Ontology annotation, cellular component: endoplasmic reticulum; plasma membrane. Lineage: Eukaryota; Viridiplantae; Streptophyta; Magnoliopsida; Fabales; Fabaceae.
AACCAUAGCAAAACAUUACAAUAAACAAAAAAUCUUAUAAAUAUACACAUCUCCCUCCCUCUCCCCCCACACAUAAUUAUCUAUUUUCAAUCAAAAGAUGGUGACAGGACAAGAUUUAUACAACGUGAUGUGUUCAAUGGUACCAUUAUAUUUUGCAAUGUUAGUUGCUUACGGUUCAGUAAAGUGUUGCAAAAUGUUCACUUCAGAUCAAUGUUCAGGCAUAAACAGAUUUGUGGCAGUUUUUGCUGUUCCAGUUCUAUCUUUUCAUUUCAUUUCUCUCAAUAAUCCUUAUCAAAUGGACAUUAAAUUCAUCUUAGCUGAUACAAUUUCUAAGCUUAUUGUUCUCUUUUUACUUUCCAUUUGGGCUAUUUUCUUUACUAAAGGCUCAUUGGAUUGGGUUAUAACUUUGUUCUCAGUUGCUACUUUGCCUAAUACCCUUGUUAUGGGUAUCCCUUUACUUCAAGCUAUGUAUGGUGAUUUCACUCAAAGUCUCAUGGUGCAACUAGUUGUCCUUCAAUGCAUCAUAUGGUAUACUCUACUUCUCUUCCUAUUAGAAUACAGAGCAGCCAAACUCUUGAUCAAAAACUCAUUCCCAGGAACCACAGCAGCCUCCAUAGAAAAAUUUGAACUCGACAGCGACGUAAUUUCCCUCUAUGGCCAUGACGCGCCGCUGACAACCCAAUCAGAAACUGAUGAAAACGGACGAAUCAAAGUUCGAAUUCGACGAUCAAUUUCCUCAGCACCACCAGGAUCAACCUCAUCAAUAACCAACACCAUUACACCUACAAGACUCUCUAAUCUUUCCAAUGCCGACAUUUUCUCCAUCAACACACCGAUGAAUUUUCUCGACAAUGCCAGUCCACGUCUCUCCGGUUAUGCCUCGACCGAUGCUUAUUCGUUGCAGCCAACACCUCGGAGGUCUAAUGUUAAUGAAAUGGAUGUGAUUGGUACACCGAUGUUGGGGAGGUCGCCGGUGGGUGGAAGGAGGGGUUUAAGGGGGGAUUCGCCGGUGGUGGAUCGAGGGAGGGUGGUUUGGGAGUCACCGGAGAAAUGGUGGGAUGAAGAGAGACAAGGAUGCAAGGACAUUACUAUGUCAGAUAGGGAAAUUAGCUUCAGAGACAGCCUCAAAGUCUCAAUGGCAGAGGAAGCUGUGGACCCUAAAAAUGAAAUUGAGAGUAACCAGAAAAUGCCAUAUGCCUUUGUAAUGUUAAGGCUUAUACUUAUUGUAGUUGGAAGAAAACUUUCUCGUAAUCCUAAUACAUAUUCUAGUCUAUUAGGACUUCUCUGGUCCCUAAUCUCCUUCAAAUGGAAUAUAGAAAUGCCUAGUUUGAUCAAAUCAUCUAUCAAAAUCAUAUCUGAUGCAGGUCUUGGGAUGGCAAUGUUUAGCUUAGGGCUUUUCAUGGCACUUCAGCCUCAUAUUAUUGCCUGUGGUACUAAAAGAGCAGCAAUGGGAAUGGGCAUCAGAUUCCUAUGUGGUCCUCUUGUAAUGUCAUUAUCAUCCAUUGCCAUUGGAUUGAGAGGGAAAAAACUGCAUACUGCCAUUGUACAGGCUGCUCUUCCACAAGGGAUAGUGCCAUUUGUAUUUGCAAGAGAAUAUGGGCUGCAUCCUGAUAUUUUAAGCACAGGGGUUAUCUUUGGCAUGUUAGUUUCCUUGCCAAUAACUCUCAUUUACUACAUAUUUCUUGGCUUGUGAAGACUAGGAAAAAAGUACAACUUGAAAGAAGAAUCAAUGUAUUGAAAAAAGUAAGUAUUAUCCAAAUUCCAAACUAUGAUAACAUGUAAACUAAACCAUGUUGUAAUUCAUCAAAGUAGAUUCUAAAUUCCCCAUAAUUAUGUCAUCACCGACCACCAUUAUAUAAGAUGGUUUUUCAUUAUUAUAGACACUACUAGCAAAGAAAAUGACUUGUGUCUAAAGGCAACAUUUCAAAAGCCAAAAGGGUUGUAAACUUGUGCAUGUAAGACAAGGCUGUGACUAGAUGACACAAAAACUGAUUAAUAAAUUUUAAAUAUAUCAUUGUUUUUUAGGAAAA